GUUACCGCGAGUAUUGAGAGUAGGCGGGGCUCGAGAGAAAGAUGGCGUCUGUUUGAUAAAGAUUUAUUUAGGUGCCCACAUGUCCAAACAAGGCUCACAGGUUGUUUAACUUUGUGCACAAAAGGCAUGAGCGUACAUAAACACAGCAGUAUUCGUCAGAGCAGCCUCAAGGCUAGGCGGCCCCCUGCUACUGGUAAUCAAGUUGAGUACAGAGACGAGGAGAAAGGAAAAGACUCCUACAGAUAUGCAUUUGCUUAUGCAGAGAAGAUUGAGAGGCAUGUAAGACAUGCUAGUAGCUUGAGCGACGUAUUUCAACCCGAGAUUGUAACGCUAAGAGCAAAGCUUCAAAAGAAAUGCCAAGAGGUACUUUUCUUGUCUUGUUCCAAACGUCGGAAAGCAGAGGAGUUACUAUGGAAGCAUGUGGUGUAUGGGGUUAUAUCACAGUGCAAGCAACACAGAGAAAUUCUUAACCCAUCUCAUCCAUGCCACAAUUUGUACAAUAGUCAUUUAAUAAAUGCAACUGUUUAUUAUCAACAAUUAUUGCAAGACCUUCAGGAUCAUUACAACAUUCACAUCACUAGAAUGUCACCUCACCAGCUUGAAGAAAUGGAGACUUCUGAUAGAGAACUGAUUGAUGGACUGUGGUUGAAGGAGGCCACUCAAAGGUGUUUCAUUUAUCUUGGGGACAUUGCUCGUUAUCAAGUCGAACUUGGGUUUAGUCCUGAGCAUGCUGUUGCGUUUUAUCAGCAAGCUAUUGUCUUGGAUUCUGGGAAUGGUGCUCCUUACAACCAGUUAGCUGCUCUUUCUGAGUCUCAAAAUAAUUAUUUUGAUGCAAUUUUCUAUUAUCUAAGAAGUAUGACUGCUCCUAAACCCUUUCCCGGUGUAGAGAGGAACUUUGAUAGACUCAUUAGGAAGAAUUAUUCUCAUUUGUCCAAACUAGAAUCCUCCAAGGAAACAAUAAUGGAGCAACAACUUCCUCAGUUUAAGAAGGAGCUCCUUCUCUGCCGCUUCCUUCAACUUCAGGACAUGUUUAUAUCAUCCACUAGGCCAUCAGGAGAGAAGGGCCAGUCAGCAGCCCCUGCUUCAUUACCAGUUGGUUCUAGUGAUCCAUUGGAGUCUCUCUCUGUCUCUGAGCUUUGUUCAGUCGUUAGUUCAUUAUUUGAAGAAUGCUUGGACUUUGAUUUACAGCUGUAUACUGAGGAAUGCCCUGCAAUAGCUUCAAAGAAACUAGGCAAACUGGCUGAUAGUCCUGGUAGUAAUCCCAGCCCUCCAGUACUAGAUGAUGGUACAUUACUCAAGUUCUGCUCUCUCUCAUUCCUCCCUGCUUAUAACCUAAGACUUAAAGGUUCAUCUGAUACAUUAUUAGCUUGUGCUUUUGCAUUCUCAGUGUUAUCCAAUCUCCUGCUCUCUUCAUACAAGAAGCUCUUAUGCCUCACAAUUGAAGUAGCUAAGCUAAAUACUAAAGGCCCUUCUGCCUCUCUACCUGAUUAUCAUGAACUGUUGGAGUCAAAUGAUGUCAGCAUUGUGAAACUACUUCAAGAGAACAGCAAAGAGAUUAGUCUUGAAGGGGGCAUCCCAGGACUGAGAAGAGACAAGGAUCCAAGAAGUGAUCAGUUGUAUAAAUCAUUAGCUGAUAAUGAUCAUCCCAGUCACUUAACCUCUGACCUUAGCAGGAAGAGAGAUGUGGAGACUGAUAAAAGAGAGGCUAGAGUAGGAACUAAGAAGCCAUUGAAGAAGAGACAGGUUGAUAGGAGGAGGAGGAGGAGGAGGGGGAGGGGAGAGAGAGACAGCGACUCCAAUAGUAGCAGCACUGAUGAUAAUGAUAGUGACCAUAUUCAGUCUUAUCCUGAUUCUGAUUCCGAUUCCGAUACUAGUAUUUCACUCAUUGAAGACAUCGGGAUCUGUGAUAAGAAAAAUAAACAAAAGCUACGUAAUAUUGACGUCAUUGAUAGUCUCAGCGAAUCAGACUCAGCUGAUUCUGAUCGUGAUAUAAAGCCACGCCCACCACCGGAGCCCCGUCCUGUUUUAAAGGCAGAGACUAGGCCAAAGACUCCACCCUCCAAGGGCAGGACUCGUCGACAGUUUAAUCUUGCGGCUACUUUUUCGCUGGCACCUCAAGGAAGAGCUGCUCCCAGUCAACCAUCAGGUUUUCAUGUCACAUCUACUGAGGAUAAAACCCUGUCAGAAGACAUUAGUCAGUUACAAAUGAAGACAGAUCAUGAGUUAGCAGUUCAGUUAGCUUGUGCCCUCCUUGAUGGAGAGCCCACUAUUAGCUCCAUUAAGGUUAUGAUGGACUGGCUGCUCUCUUAUCCUGUUGUAAUAGCAACCUAUGGGAAAUCUUGUAAUGAUACCAUAUGGUCCAGACUAGCUGAUCUUCUUAAUUUCAUUCCUAGUCUAAAGACACUACAUAGUUCAGGCUUAGUGUCUGAUUCCUGUCUCUCCUCUUUCUCUUGUUCUGAUUGGACGCAAGCCACUCCUCUACCUGAGGAUAAAACAUUGAGAGGGUUUUCUCCUUUAUUGAGAACCCACCAAUCCAUUGACUUCUCAAUCUCAGACUCAUCCCCUUCUAACGUGCCACAAGUUGUUAAUAGGAUAAAAUGUUUUAUUAAAUUUGGUCAUUUUAUAGCUACAUCCAAAUCUGUUCCAUUGUUUGAAUAUGAUUCUGUCAAUGAUUUGUUCAUUGGUCCAGCCCAGAGGAAAAGAGAAGAAGCUCAAGCAGAAUUAAUGAGGAAAGAAAAAUUCGAGACUGAAGCAAAAUCCAAUAGAUCAAAGCUGAUGAAAUUGAUGGCACAGCAAAGGCUCAAGGCUGAGGUUAAAUCUCUAAGUGAGGCGAGUGCUAAGACCCAAGGGAUCCUGUUCACACCUUAUCUUUUACCUGAUGCUCAGACCCUGUGUCAUAAUCUUCACUUGGUGAAGAAAUUGAUGAAAACACAAAACUUUGUUAUUAUAAUUGCCAAAUCAGUUAUUGAGUCGCUGGACCUCCUGAAAAAAGAGAAGAGCAAUUUUGCUGCAAGAGAGGCAAUCAAAUUUCUUGAGACAGAGUUCCAAGAAGGCAACAAGUUCCUGAAGGCACAAAAUAUAUCAGAAACUGCAGAUCCUCACAGGAAGAGGUCAAGGAACCAAGAUAUUAAUGUCUGGUUAUUUGAUGGUCUUAUUGAUUGUGCUUUAUAUUACAACACUGACCCCUCAACAACCACCACUGGCCUCUCUACACUCCUAAUAGACAAGCAUCUUUAUGAUAGAGCAUUUGAAGGGAAAAGAGGAGGCAGUAGUAGUAGAGAGACUGAUAGUGUCCUUGAUGAAAAAGCAUCACUGCUAAUGACUGCUUCACAGAAUGGCAUUGAGAUUAGCACAAUACUCAACUUGUAUAAGAGAUGGCAAAGAAAUGGACAGAAAUGAAUGUAUAUUAUUAUUGGUCAUUAUCUAUAGAAAGUAUACCUGCAUGUAUGGGUAGAGGAAUGAAGACAUUCUGGAUAUUUAUCAUAAUGUGUGUGUGUUGAUAAAUGAUAGAGAGAGAGAGAAGGAUUGCUGCUUGGUGUAUUAUUAUUAUUAUUAUUAUUAUUAUAAGUGUUUUGUGGGAUGAAAAUUUUGUUUUUCAUAUAUCUUCAUUUUGUCUCUCA
Amphimedon queenslandica is the source of this 3620-nucleotide messenger RNA. Its product is annotated as protein SMG5-like. The transcript has 22 exons. NCBI's taxonomy places the organism in Eukaryota, Metazoa, Porifera, Demospongiae, Haplosclerida, Niphatidae. Gene Ontology annotation, molecular function: telomerase RNA binding; protein binding; telomeric repeat DNA binding. Gene Ontology annotation, cellular component: telomerase holoenzyme complex. Gene Ontology annotation, biological process: nuclear-transcribed mRNA catabolic process, nonsense-mediated decay. The record is from RefSeq and is a predicted model, not a curated record. Bases 127 to 3399 code for a protein of 1090 amino acids.